AUGAGCAAUAUUAACACAACACCACCUCUUGUUAAUCUGAAUAAAAUCAACACAGUCCCAGAAGUUGAAAUACGGUUGCACGAGCCACUCAUUAUGAAACCGAAAUCUCGUAAAAAACGGAUAGGGUUACAUGUUUUAAACGCGUUAGCAAGACUAGAAGUUUUGUUGAGUAAAGAGGAAAUGCUUGCAAGUUCGGAAACUGGUGUGCAGAACUUGAAGCAGUUUCUCGAGUCCAUCUUCCUAACUGGUAAUGUUUUAAUGUGGAUUGCUGAACGAUAUUUACAAAUGUUAGGAAACAGUACUGGGCAACAAUAUAACAAAACAGAGAUUGAAAAUACAAUUGCUGCUUUAGAACUUUCGAUAUUGCAAUUUGAAGAAGAUGGAUUAGCAAAAAAGGAUAUUCAAACGUAUCUUAAAGAACUUGGCCUCACGUUGUUAUUCCCGAAAUCUGCGAAGCGAUUAAUUGUGCCAAAUCUCGCCUCAGGGAAAAUCGAUGCUUUGGCACAUUUCCAUGAGAUGAAUCAAUGCCUCAACCAAGCUGGUGGUCAUUUUAUUAAAUAUAAAUCGCGUGUUGAAUUACAUUUCGAUGCUAUUAAAUCACUGACAAAUGGCUUAGAACAACCGAGACUUUCACCAGAACAAAAAGAAUGUGGAAGACCUGUUACCGCGAUGUCACAGCCUCUGGCGGCGUAUUUAAACAAUAUUAGUGAGGUGGCACCAAAAUGA
Messenger RNA from Funneliformis caledonium, 726 nucleotides. The record is from the annotation of a GenBank genome assembly. Lineage: Eukaryota; Fungi; Glomeromycota; Glomeromycetes; Glomerales; Glomeraceae.